Molecule: messenger RNA, 1746 nt
Organism: Lindgomyces ingoldianus
Lineage: Eukaryota; Fungi; Ascomycota; Dothideomycetes; Pleosporales; Lindgomycetaceae
Exons: 2
Coding region: 1-1746 (581 amino acids)
Source: RefSeq, a predicted model, not a curated record
AUGCUGGGGGUUUCUGAUGUUAGCCAAAGGAACGAAUCCGAGGGCGGAAGUAGUAUACGCCCAUUACUCCGUGCUUCGACAACCUUCUACGACCGCGUUAUCACAGAUUGGUGGUGGUGGGAACUCUUCAGUCUAGCCGUCAGUUUCUUGUCAGUCGGGGCCAUUGUUGGCAUGCUGCUGUUCUAUAGAGGCAAAAAGCAACCGGAUCAUGUCUUCUUUGGAAUCACCCUCAACGCGUACAUAUCGGUGUUUUCAGCCAUAGCGAAGGCUGCCCUGAUCCUCCCCGUUUCAGAAGGCAUUGGUCAACUGAAGUGGAUGUGGUUUCGAAAAGGAUCGAAACUUUUGGAUUUCUUCACAUUCGACAGCGCUAGCCGUGGACCCUGGGGUUCUCUAAUGCUAUUAUGGGUAACAAAAUGCAGGCAUGUAGCGGCUCUUGGUGCCAUAAUCACUAUCCUAGCGCUAGCUUUUGAACCCUUCUUCCAGCAGCUCGUCUCAUUUCCUCCCCGAGAUGUAGUUCUGGGAAGCGGUACUGUUUCUAUUGCCAGUACAUACCAUAUUGACAACCAAGGGAUCGCUUAUGUUUUUGACGGCGGGGAAUUAGAAGAGGGGAAGUCAAUGAAACUGGUUAUCGAUGAAGCUGUUUUUACGUCUAAUUUCGCUCCCACACCCGCUCCAUCUGUCUGCCCAACGGGUCGUUGCACCUGGUCUCCAUACACAUCUCUUGGUGUAUGCCAAAAGUGCCAGGAUAUCUCGAGCUUCCUCAAGUAUAGUUGUAAAAAUCACACAACAUUGCUUUUUCCGCACAGAGGGACCUCAGUUGACGACGGUUGUGGGUAUGUUUUAAACGAUACCAUUCUUGUGGGCACGCAUGGAUACCGCCAGAAAUACUCGAUUACACUAUCCACGUUUGCUGUUAAUAGGACGAUCAGAAUGGCAAGCCCGGCCGAUCAUGACCACACUACGUCCUGGAACUCGACGAUAUUUCACGACGCAGCGCAUCCCAUCCUCGACGUAUACAUUGCCUAUAGCCGCGGGGGGGAAGCAAAACUUCGGCCAAACGCUACAGCAGUUCUACUAGAAUGCCUAUUUUAUUGGUGUGCACAGACAUUUGAAGCUUCAUAUGGCAGUGGUGUUCUCCAGGAAGUUCUGCUAAAUACGUCAGCAAUACAGUCUGGUAUCUUAGAUCACAACCAUGGGAACCAAUCUAGAAGCGAACCUUUUACAUUGAACGUUGGAGGCAAGUCUUUUGGCAUUAUCGAAAACACGACAGAUUUUUUGGGUGAGAGCAUAUACACUUCUCUUCCGACUCGUCUCGACGGUAGCUCCCCUGGGCUAUGGCAAUUCAUGCAGACUCCGCCAUACGACCUGAACCCGCAUUUUAGCAAUCUUGCGGUUGCAGUGACGAACAGAAUGCGCUCCCAAGCAAAAGACACCGAGACAGUGUCAGGACUUGCUUUAGGAACCGAAAAUUUUGUGUACAUAAGAUGGGUGUGGAUCUCCUUGCCAGGAAGCCUGCUGAUUGGAAGCUUUAUCUUCGUCUGUGCUGCGAUCUUUAAAAGCCGUAGAGCUAAAGCGGUGGCAUGGAAAUCGUCGGCUCUAGCAACGCUCCUACAUGGGCUAUCAAAAGAGGCACAAGGACAAUUCAAUCCUCAUUUGCGCCAGAGUGAGGUAGAAGCACUAUCACAGAAACUGCGAGUCAAGCUUUCUUCAGAGGAAGAUGGCAGUACUAGGCUGAUAUUGGCUUGA